Melanaphis sacchari is the source of this 633-nucleotide messenger RNA. RefSeq names its product piggyBac transposable element-derived protein 4-like. NCBI's taxonomy places the organism in Eukaryota, Metazoa, Arthropoda, Insecta, Hemiptera, Aphididae. Bases 1 to 633 code for a protein of 210 amino acids. The transcript has a single exon. The record is from RefSeq and is a predicted model, not a curated record.
AUGGUACUGUUUCAGAAUUUAGUAAUUGAUGAAAGUUUGGUGUUGUGGAAAGGAAGAUUGAGUCUUGAGCAGUUUAUAAAGUCUAAAAGGCAUCGUUUUAGAGUAAAACUUUUUGUAUUGUGUGAUGUUGAAACCAAUUUUAUUUUAGAUUUUAUAAUUUAUACUGUUGCUGAAACUCAUCUAUUGCAAUGUGACAAGAACAUAGGCAUAUCUGGGGCAGUUAUUAUGACUUUAACAGCACCAUAUCUAAAAAAAGGACACAACUUAUACAGAGACAACUGGUACACCUCACCUAUUUUAUGUCAACAUCUAUAUAAAAAGAAAACAACACUAACUGGAACUUUCAGGAAAAAUAGAAGAGGGAUGCCUGAUUUAAAUAAAAAAAUAGCAAUAGGUGAGGUACAGAGUAGCCACACACAAACAAUGAUGGCAUUGAAGUGGUUGGAUAGGAGAGAAGUCUACAUGUUAUCAUCAUUAUAUGAUUCUAGUUCAGCCAACACAAACAAAACAGAUAGAGCUAGUGGUACAGUUAUAAAAAAACCUACAUGUGUUUUAAAUUAUAAUGCAUGUAUGGGAAAUAACGAUAAAUGUGAUAUGCUCUUAGUUUUGUUGAAUGUGUACGAAAAUCAAUGA